GUGACAGUACCCUGCGUCCUGACCCGGUCUGUCCUGUCUCUCGGCUGUUCUACCUGUCCAUCCUGCAAUGGCACUUGCCGGAGUGAAAGUCAUUGAGCUGGCUGGACUUGCACCUGCUCCGUUCUGCGGCAUGAUUCUGGCAGACUUUGGUGCCAAGGUGAUCCGUGUGGACAGGACCCAGGUUGCAAUGUCAGUUGAUACACAAGCUCGGGGGAAGCGCUCAGUGGCCCUCAACCUGAAGACGGCCGAGGGCGUGGCUGUGCUGAAAAAGCUCUGUCUUGGAUCAGAUGUGGUCCUUGAGCCAUAUCGCAAAGGUGUGAUGGAGAAGCUUGGCCUUGGUCCACAGGUGUUGUUUAAGGAGAAUCCUCGUCUGAUCUAUGCUCGGUUGACUGGCUAUGGACAGAGUGGAUCAUAUGCUACCAGUGCCGGACAUGAUAUCAACUAUCUAGCCAUGUCAGGUCUUCUAUCCAAACUAGGUCGCAGUGAUGAUAAGCCCUUUGCGCCAUCGAACUUGGUAGCAGACUUUGCAGGUGGUGGUCUGUCCUGUGCUCUUGGUAUAGUCCUAGCAUUGCUAGAAAGAACGACAUCAGGAAAAGGACAGAUCAUUGAUGCUAGCAUGGUAGAAGGAGCAGCAUAUGUGGGUUCAUUCAUAUGGAAAUCUCGUCGCAUUGGAAUGUGGGACCGUUGUCGGGGCAAGAAUAUGUUAGAUGGUGGAGCGCCAUUCUAUGAUACAUAUCAGACCUCUGAUGGAAAAUACAUGGCUGUAGGAGCCGUAGAACAACAAUUUUACAAAAAGCUCCUCAAAGGUUUGGGGUUGGACACUGCAGACUUGCCUCCUCAGAUGAGUUUCAAUGAUUGGCCAGAGCUCAGGCAUGCCUUCACGAAGUGUUUUGCCUCUAAAACCCAGGAAGAGUGGUCAAGGAUUUUUGAAGGAACUGAUGCCUGUGUUACACCGGUAUUAUCUUUUGACGAAGUGAGCUCCCAUCCUCAUAACCACGAAAGAGGCUCAUUCAUCAAGGACCUCCAAGGCGAGGAAAGCCCUCGGCCAGCCCCAGUCCUGUCUCGCACCCCAGCAGAACCAUGCCUGUCUCUUGAUCCUAUUAUUGGGGAGCAUACACAGCUAGUGCUGGAAGAGCAUGGGUUUACAAAAGCAGAGAUAGACCAGAUGCGAGCAGCAGGCGUUAUAGAGUGUAAUGCUGCUAAGGCGAAGCUGUAGAGGACAGUUGAUAAAAUUUCUAACUCGAAGGUGGUACAAGUGGAAAAAUAUUUGGGGUUGAGGUUCUUAAUAAGUCAGUACCAGGACCACCAACAAUAACUGGUUUAGACAACAGUACGCAAAAGGUAAAGCCUGAUGAUAUGUAUGUUUGAGCUCCUACAGCAGUUAAGGAAUAGUCUAAGUCUGUCUUUGGAACAAACAGCUAUUGCUUGUUAUGGUCUAUUUUGCUCGGUGGUAAUUGUAUUUAAUUUGUUUUCUGUAUCAACAUCAAUGACGUUUGUGUUAAAGUAGAUCUAAUUUUACUUUUUACUCCUCGAUGUGAAUCCAUGCAAGCAUGCUCUUUCUAAACCUGUGCCGUUAGCAGGCUUGGCAUGGAACACAGGGAAUUUGUAUGCUAAUGUGUCAUGGACAGAGUUAAUCUGCAGGUGAAGUUAAGGUUCUCCACCUACAAAGGCAAUAAGUCCGACCAUGCAAGCAUUCCAAAUUACACCCUGAAAAUAGUAUCAAAGUUAUUAUAUUUUCUCUGUGUAAAAGUAACAAUCAAAUGUAUUAUCAGAGGAGACAGGUUGCUGUUAUUUUUACAUCUGUGAUCUUAUUUUGGGCAUUGUGAUUUUUGAUAAUCUAUAAUCUGCUUUGUUUUUUUUAUUUCAUCCAUUUCCAGCAACCUAGUAAGGGCUUCUUUUGGAUUUUUUCAAAUAUUGGAUCUCUUGGGCUGCUGACAUGAGACCCCUAGUUAUUAUCAAUAAACUUUAUUGGUUUUAAUCUGAAAUUUUUAUGUAUUUACAGUAAAGC
Molecule: messenger RNA, 2008 nt
Organism: Lampris incognitus (smalleye Pacific opah)
Lineage: Eukaryota; Metazoa; Chordata; Actinopteri; Lampriformes; Lampridae
Gene: amacr
Product: alpha-methylacyl-CoA racemase
Exons: 6
Coding region: 68-1216 (382 amino acids)
Biological process (GO): bile acid metabolic process
Cellular component (GO): mitochondrion
Molecular function (GO): alpha-methylacyl-CoA racemase activity
Source: RefSeq, a predicted model, not a curated record